Messenger RNA from Esox lucius (northern pike), 2549 nucleotides. RefSeq names its product deltex 2, E3 ubiquitin ligase (gene dtx2). Gene Ontology annotation, cellular component: nucleoplasm. NCBI's taxonomy places the organism in Eukaryota, Metazoa, Chordata, Actinopteri, Esociformes, Esocidae. The record is from RefSeq and is a predicted model, not a curated record. The coding region runs from base 533 to 2413 and encodes 626 amino acids. The transcript is spliced from 9 exons. Gene Ontology annotation, molecular function: ubiquitin protein ligase activity; zinc ion binding. Gene Ontology annotation, biological process: protein ubiquitination; Notch signaling pathway.
GCAAGCCUCGGUAAGGACUCUGUAGUGCACUGAAUACGGAACAGUGCGUCUGGGCAAACGGUUUCCGUCACGAUAAUAAUGCAAGACUAGCAAACUAGUAUAGAUCCUUUUUUCCGAAUGUAAGGAUUAUUUGCCGGAAUGCGUUUUUACAGGUUGCUUGAACCCAAACCAGUACAAAUACUGUAAAAUGGAUCAUUUUAACAAUCCAAGCUAGCUAACAGAUAGCUAAACCCAAGAUGCUUUGCUAGCGCAACGUUAGCUAACUAGCUAGCUAACCGUUAGCUAGCGGGCUAAUCUUGUUAGCUAACUAGCUAAUUGUGGAAGUUAUUUUGGUUUUAUAGCUACAGUUUAUUGAUAGGAUGACUAGUUAACUGUCAAUAUGUCCCGUAACCGUUAAUGUCAGUGUCACAUUUCCUGCGUUAACUUGCUAGCUGAAUUCGAUACCAUCAUCAGUUAUUGUUUCAUUUAGCUUCCGAUUUUGAUAUAUUGCUAGCAACUUCUUAACGUUAGCCGGCUAAGGGAGCUGCAAGAUAUGGCCACUGCUUCUAGCUCCUGUGUGGGGAUAAAUGGGUCCAGAAAUGGCCCUACUGUAUGUACGCCGACCUCGGGAGCAUCUGGGCAAUCUCAGCCUAUGGUCGUAGUAUGGGAAUGGCAGGAUGAUCUUGGCUCAUGGCGACCUUACAGCGGCCAAGUGAGUGGCUACAUUGAACAAUGCUUCUCCUCUCCACGGGCACACAGAGGUGGGGGUCCUGGCUCCACUAGCAUCUGCCUCGGACAAUCUGAUCCUAGCUUGUCACCUUAUCUAAUAGACAUACCUAGCUUGAAGCAGUUCCGCCAAGAUACAGGGAAAACACGGUCUGUACGCCGUCAAUUGUUUGCCCAAUCUUCAGGGUUGGGUAGCGGAGUAUAUUGGGAGUGGGCAAAUGAUGAAGGAGGAUGGACUCCAUACGAGACUCGCACUUCUAUCCUACUAGAACACAGCUACCAGGCACGGCAGGCCACAGCGGACCUAGCCUCACAUGGCUAUAACUACAUAGUGGACCUCACAGCAUUGGCUCAAGUCAACAAGGCUUCAGGCUAUAGACGACAGGUCAGACGACAGGGUCACCUCCCCUACCCACUGGCGUCUGGCACAUCUGUCAUUCACUCUGGCCCGGCCUGUUCCUGCCACCAGUGUCUCAGCCACAGCAGCACUGGCCCCAUGCCUAGUCGCUCGCGCCAUUCCUUUUCCUCGACACAGCUGAGCCGGCCCAGCCUCCAGGGCCCCAGCAGGGUGGCUGGAGCUCACCCCGCCUCUGUGUACUCGCCCUACCCCAGGAGGCCCCUUUCUGUUGGGGGCAUGGCAUGGGGAGGCCCCUGGCCCCCGACAACCUCUGCUAGUCAACUCCCUGGAGCUCCACUCUCCUACCACACCAGUGCCAAUGGCUUAAGUGUCCCUGCUAUUCCUGUGCAACUGAAUGGAUCCACCAGUGUGAGCUCAGCCCUGGCAGGCAUGGCCUCCAUUUUGAUGUCAGCAGUGGGACUCGGCGUGCGAUUCAUGAGUGCCCCCCUCUUGCAGCCUUCCUCCGCUCCUCCCCCCAGCAGCAGCACCAGCAGGCCAGCAGGCUCCAAAACUCACUGCAGCAACUCGGUUAGGAGGGCAAAGAGGCAGCACAGGACAGGCCCGGCCUUGAAACCAGAGGAUGUAAUUCAUCGCUACAUGGAGGAAGUGCAUACCUCCACUCAAGACGAGGACUGCAUCAUUUGUAUGGACCGUCUAUCAUGUCCAUCAGAUUAUGACGUGGCAUCUGAGGGAGCCCAAUCCAUCCCUCCCAGUGCUGUGGGCAAGUUCACAAAGUGUGGACAUACCCUGCACAUGCUCUGCAUGCUGGCCAUGUACAACAACGGAACCAAGGAUGGAAGCCUCCAGUGCCCUUCAUGCAAGACAAUCUAUGGGGAGAAGACAGGGACCCAGCCCAAGGGCAAGAUGGAGAUCUAUAGUAUUUCCCAGUCCCUCCCUGGCCACCCUGACUGUGGAACUAUCCAGAUCAUUUACAGCAUCCCCCCUGGAAUACAGGGUCCAGAACACCCUAACCCAGGCCAGCCAUACACCUGUAGAGGCUUCCCUCGGUUCUGCUUCCUCCCAGACAACGACAAGGGCAGAAAGGUCCUGGAGCUGCUGAAGGUAGCGUGGACACGGCGCCUCAUCUUCACAGUGGGCACAUCCAGCACCACGGGCGAACCCGACACAGUGGUGUGGAACGAGAUCCAUCACAAGACCGAGAUGAUGUCAAACGUGUCAGGCCAUGGCUACCCUGACCCCAACUACUUGGACAAUGUGCUGUCUGAGCUGGCCUCCCAGGGGGUGACUGAUAACUGCCUCAUCAAACUGGACGACCCUGGCCAGGGAGGAGCGUCAACUUCUGGACUGUGAAAACUGACCCUGUAUCUGUUUCAGAAUCCUCGUUAGGGCCAGGGCGCAUCCAUCUAUGGACUGUGAAUCUGUUCCUAGUAAUGUCACUACUUCAGCAUAGAGAACAUAAAGAAUAAACCAACUCAUUCAAAGUUAA